Messenger RNA from Fukomys damarensis (Damara mole-rat), 2918 nucleotides. RefSeq names its product SH3 and multiple ankyrin repeat domains protein 1. Bases 214 to 2412 code for a protein of 732 amino acids. Gene Ontology annotation, molecular function: synaptic receptor adaptor activity; ionotropic glutamate receptor binding. The transcript is spliced from 16 exons. Gene Ontology annotation, cellular component: postsynaptic membrane; dendritic spine; postsynaptic density. NCBI's taxonomy places the organism in Eukaryota, Metazoa, Chordata, Mammalia, Rodentia, Bathyergidae. The record is from RefSeq and is a predicted model, not a curated record.
GCAGGGAAAGAGACAGGGGCCGGGAGCAUUGGGGAUGUGGGCAUGGAUGCCAGUGCAGCCGGAGGCCUGUGCAGGUCUGAGGGUCCUCGACCCACCUUCCAGCCUGCCCAGAGCAGUUGGCCCAGGGCUCCCCUGACUCCCAGCCUGACGGUCGCCCUUGGCCCCUGCAGCCGCCUGUGAUGCUGCCGUCCCCCACCGCCCCGUGGCCCCACAAUGACCCACAGCCCCGCGACAAGCGAGGACGAGGAACACCACAGUGCCAGCGAGUGUCCGGAGGGGGGCUCAGAGUCCGACAGCUCCCCAGACGGACCAGGGCGAGGCCUCCGGGGGUCCCGGGGCCGGGGCAGCGGGGCACCUGGUAACCUGGCCUCAGCCCGAGGCCUCCAGGGCCGCUCCAUGUCUGUCCCUGACGACGCCCACUUCAGCAUGAUGGUCUUCAGGAUUGGCAUCCCAGACCUGCAUCAGACAAAAUGCCUGCGCUUCAACCCCGAUGCCACCAUCUGGACGGCCAAGCAGCAGGUGCUGUGCGCCCUGAGCGAGAGCCUGCAGGACGUGCUCAACUACGGCCUCUUCCAGCCAGCCACCUCGGGCCGCGACGCCAACUUCCUGGAGGAGGAGCGGCUGCUGCGGGAGUACCCCCAGUCCUUCGAGAAGGGGGUCCCCUACCUGGAGUUCCGAUACAAGACCCGAGUUUACAAACAGACCAAUCUGGACGAGAAGCAGCUGGCCAAGUUGCACACAAAGACGGGGUUGAAGAAGUUCCUGGAGUAUGUGCAGCUCGGAACGUCUGACAAGGUGGCGAGGCUGCUGGACAAGGGGCUGGACCCCAACUACCAUGACUCGGAUUCGGGAGAGACCCCCUUGACCCUAGCGGCCCAGACCGAAGGCUCUGUAGAGGUGAUUCGAACUCUGUGCCUGGGCGGGGCCCACAUUGACUUCCGGGCCCGGGAUGGCAUGACAGCACUACACAAGGCUGCGUGUGCCCGACACUGCCUGGCCCUCACGGCACUCCUGGACCUCGGGGGCUCCCCAAACUACAAGGACCGCCGUGGGCUCACCCCCCUGUUCCACACCGCUAUGGUAGGGGGAGACCCCCGCUGCUGUGAGCUGCUUCUGUACAACAGGGCCCAGCUGGGCGUCGCAGAUGAGAACGGCUGGCAGGAGAUUCACCAGGUGCUCCGGACUCGGCCGAGGGCCUCGGCCUGUCAGAGGGGUCACUCUCAGCAUCUGGAGCAUCUGCUCUUCUACGGGGCAGAGCCGGGAGCCCAGAACGCCUCGGGGAACACGGCCCUGCACGUCUGUGCCCUCUACAACAAGGAGACCUGCGCCAGGAUCCUCCUCUAUCGAGGGGCCAACAAGGAUGUGAAGAAUAACAGUGGACAGACACCCUUCCAGGUGGCCGUGAUCGCUGGAAACUUCGAGCUAGGGGAGCUCAUCCGGAACCAUCGAGAGCAGGAUGUGGUGCCCUUUCAGGAGUCCCCGAAGUAUGCGGCCCGGCGACGGGGACCCCCAGGGGCAGGGCUGACAGUGCCCCCUGCGCUGCUCAGGGCCAACAGCGACACCAGCAUGGCGCUGCCGGACUGGAUGGUGUUCUCCGCCCCGGGGACCUCGUCCUCAGGGGCCCCUGGCCCUACCUCAGGGGCCCAGGGCCAGUCGCAGCCCUCGGCCCCCAGCACCAAGCUCAGCAGCGGGACCCUCCGAAGUGCCAGCAGUCCCCGGGGCGCCCGGGCCCGCUCCCCAUCCCGAGGGCGGCACCCCGAGGACACCAAGAGGCAGCCCCGAGGACGGCCCAGCUCCAGCGGGACGCCCCGGGAAGGGCCCGCCGGAGGCACAGGGGGCUCCGGGGGCCCUGGGGGCUCCCUGGGCAGCCGAGGCCGAAGGAGGAAGCUCUACUCAGCAGUUCCUGGCCGCUCCUUCAUGGCUGUGAAGUCGUACCAGGCCCAAGGAGAGGGCGAGAUCUCCCUGAGCAAGGGCGAGAAGAUCAAAGUGCUCAGCAUCGGGGAAGGAGGCUUCUGGGAAGGCCAGGUCAAAGGUCGCAUAGGCUGGUUCCCCUCCGACUGCCUGGAAGAGGUGGCAAACCGCUCCCAGGAGGGAAAGCAAGAAAGCCGCAGCGACAAGGCAAAGAGACUCUUCCGACAUUAUACUGUAGGCUCCUACGACAGCUUUGAUGCCCCAAGCUUGAUGGAUGGGAUUGGCCCAGGGAGACGGCCCUGCCAGAGCUCGUGUGUCUGCUCACACGUGCGCAGGUGGCUGUCUCCGCGCCUGUCCCUCUGCGCAUGUCCGAGUGUGCCUCUGCGUCCCUCCAGCUCUGGCGCUCAGGACCUGGAAUGCUGGGGGAGGGGAGGCCGGCGGGCUUGGGUUUCCGGAGGGCCGAGCGGUGGGACUCACUGCGGGGGAACGGGAGGGCCUUAAUUCGGUGUCCGAAAGAUGACACCCUCCUCGCCGCCCCCCAAUCCAGGAAAGGGACCCCCCCUUGUUCUUAGCAUCCUUCCAUUAAAUGUGUCCAAACCUAUGUGUCUGUGUUCUGGCCAGUGGAGACGGGUGGGGGAGAGGAGGGGAGAGAAAUAAGAACACGGGGAGAGAGGUGGGGCUGUGGUGCCACCUAAGCCCCGAGGGUCCGAGCCCCUUGGCCGUUAGUGCGCAUUCACCUGGCACUAGUGCGUGUUUGUUUCCGGCUCUCGCCCUGGGUGAGUAUCGAGGUCCCCUCACCCCGAGUCCCCUGCCGGCCUCGGUUUCUUGUCUCUGUCUAGUCUUUGGGUGUCUCCUCGCCUGGGUCUGGGGGUUCCUCGUUCCACCAGCCGAUUGCCACCCUCUGGGCUGCAAGUCCUCCUGUUCGCUUGUUGCCCUUCUCCCCUCCUGAGCUCCCCGUGCUGCUGCUUGUCUGACCCCUUCCUUCUCCUGUCUUCCCUGCGCCCCCG